AUGCUCAAUUUGAGAAACUCAAGUCCAUUUGCUCCAGCUUCUGUGUAUUUCCUUGGGCUGCAAUCCGGCCUCCCUGAUACUGCAAAUUCUGGCACGUUGGACUGCAGCGAUGGGGAGAACUACGAUGGUAGCGAAGACUCCCCCAAAUCCUGCUCGCCCCUGCCCCCUUCCUUCAUCAACCCCACACAAUGGACCAGGAGCCCACGAGCUGAGCCGUGGCCGUUAAGCAGUUCUAACAGACAUCACCUUGCUGCAGCCCACGAAAUGCUGUCUCUCUUGCUGAUCAUCUCAAGCCUGGGCUGGCUGGUCUCUGGGGACCAGAAUUCUGAAACAUCAUUUCUACAAAUUAUAGUACCGAAGAAGAUUGGAACAGAUACCCGUAACCACAAUAUAUCAGAAACUCAAGUUACUUAUGUCAUAAAAAUUGCAAAGAACACCUACACUUUUCAUCUCAAGAAGCAAUCAUUUUUAGACCCUCAUUUCCAUGUGUACAUAAGCAACAGCUCAGGAAUAUUUUCUCCAGAUUCUUCAUUUAUAAAAGGUCAUUGCUUUUAUCAAGGAUAUGCUGAAGAGAUUCCUGAAUCAGUUGUGACACUGAGCACUUGUUCAGGACUCAGGGGAUUAUUGCAGCUGGAGAAUGUCACUUACGGAAUUGAACCAUUGGAAACUGCAACUACAUAUGAACAUAUACUUUAUCAAAUACAUGGCAAUAAAAUUGAGUCCCCCCUUUUAAAAGAAAAUGGUCAGAACAACCCAUUGGUAGAUCCAUUCUACAAGAUUCUUGUGAAGUCAGAGAAAAAUGCAGAAACUAUCCAAAUUAAAAGAUUUGUGAAAAUAAGGAUUCUUAUGGAUAAAUUCUUGUUUGACUAUAUGGGCUCUAACGUGGCCAUCGCAACUGAGAAAGUUUUCAGUGUUUUUGGUCUUAUCAACAGUAUGUUUUCACAGCUAAAAGUGACUGUUUACCUGUCUUCUUUGGAAAUCUGGUCUGAUAAAAAUAAGAUUCAAACUGAUGGGGAUGUUGGUGCAGUACUACAAAGAUUUGUGUCCUGGAAAGAGAAUUUUUUGCCUCAGAGACCCCAUGAAAUGGCAUACUUAUUAAUUUAUAGAGAACACCCUAAUAAUGUUGGAGCAUCAUUUCAUGGAAAGGCAUGUGAUCCAAAAUUUUCUUCCGGGGUUGCCGUGUUUCCAAAGACGAUAACUUUAGAGUCAUUUUCAGUUGUAAUGACACAGUUGAUUGGAGUCAGUUUUGGUUUAAGUUAUGAAGAGGUCAACAAUUGUCAUUGUUCAAGAACUGCAUGCAUAAUGAAUCCUGAGGCUAUUCAUUCCCGUGGUGUAAAGCUUUUUAGCAGCUGCAGCAGAGAUGAAUUUAUACGUGUAGUUUCCAAUCCUGAAUUUGAAUGUCUUCAGAAGAAAGUAGUUUAUAAAGUGAAUAACCCAAAGACAAGACCAGAAGUAAUCUGUGGAAAUGGGAUUAAGGAAUCUUCAGAACACUGUGACUGUGGUCUACCAAAGCUAUGUACUCAUCCAAAAUGUUGUAACCCUAAAACCUGCGAAUUACGUGGGAAUUCAAAGUGUGGCAGUGGACCUUGUUGUGAUAAAAACACUUGUCAGAUAAAAGAGAGAGGAUCCUUAUGUAGAGAAAGCACUGAUCCAUGUGAUUUUCCAGAGUUUUGCAGUGGAAUCUCAGAGUCAUGUGGUCCUAAUAUAAGGGCUCUUGAUUUAGAGCCAUGCAAUAAUUCCACUUCCUAUUGCUAUAAUGGAGAAUGCAAAGAUCCAGAUAUGCAGUGCUCAAAGUUAUUUGGAAAAUCUGCUACGUUCUCAACAUAUUUAUGUUCACAAGAAGUGAAUUCACAAAAUGAUAAAUUUGGAAACUGUAAGGGAGGUCCAUGUGAUUAUGCGAAUAUACUGUGUGGAAAGUUAGUUUGUCACUGGACAGAUACACGUAUAGCAGAAAAUAAUAAGCUUGAUAUUCAAUAUACUUUCCUGGGAGAACAUGUAUGUAUAUCCUCAUCAUUACGAAAUAGGGCAAGUAAAGAUAUUACAGUUGUGGAAACUGGUACUAAGUGUGAUGAUGGAAAGACAUCUAAUUUUCGCAUUGCAGCCAUUGUUCAACUUGAUGAUCAAUUCAAAAUUUUUGUUGUUGUUUUAACCUUACAGUUUUGUAACAAAGAAGAUUGCAUUUCUGUCACAGGAUACAGAAGUAGAUUAAAUAUCUUAGAAAAUUGUGUAUCUAGUAAACAUUGCCAUGGACAUGGGAUUUGCAAUGAACUCUUUCAUUGUCAAUGCGAAGUUGGAUACAGCCCUCCAAAUUGUACACCAACACCAUCAUCUCCAGGAGGAAGUCUUGAUGAUGGGAAUUGGAUUAUGACAAUCACUGUCCAAGCAGACUUCAGGAUAUUAAAAGGGGAGCGCAUUGCUCAAUUGCUUCUGCUUCCAUAUGUAUCAGGGAAAAGUACAGGCAUGAAAAGAGAAGGUGAUUUUGGAUGUACUAACGCAGAAAUAUUUUGGGCAAGAAUGAUAACUGAUGAUAAACCUACUUUAGUUAUGACCUUUGCGGGUGGAAUAAAACUGGAAGGUAUGUUGGAUUCAGGUGCUGAUGUUACUAUUAUUGCCUCUCAUCAAUGGCCUAUGAUUUGGGAAAAGCACAGUGUAGAUGUUACUUUUUCUGGUUUGGGUGUGAUCACUGACGUACAGCAGAGUGUGCGACCCCUUCAUUGUACUGAUCCUGAUGGAGACAAGGCAGAAAUUCAGCCAUAUGUUGCUCCAAUAGCCAUUACCCUAUGGGGACGGGAUUUGUUAAAACAACUUCGUGUGAAAUAUGAAAAGGAGAAAAUGGCGCCCAACGUGGGGCAGUCUGUCUGA
Molecule: messenger RNA, 2862 nt
Organism: Sorex araneus (European shrew)
Lineage: Eukaryota; Metazoa; Chordata; Mammalia; Eulipotyphla; Soricidae
Product: A disintegrin and metallopeptidase domain 3-like
Exons: 19
Coding region: 1-2862 (953 amino acids)
Biological process (GO): binding of sperm to zona pellucida; cell adhesion; proteolysis
Cellular component (GO): plasma membrane
Molecular function (GO): metalloendopeptidase activity; aspartic-type endopeptidase activity
Source: RefSeq, a predicted model, not a curated record